AACAGCUACGUCGUUCCAGUGGAGUCAACAGCGACCCGCAAAGAGAUCUCCAACAUUUUGUCAGGUUCUGCUCAGUUACCGGGCGGCAGCGCCCACAGGAUACCAACUUUUAAAAGAUACAUAUAUCUGAACUUUUCUUGUCCAUGUUCCGUAGUAGUUAAUUUAAUCUGUUGUCUACGAUGAAGUGGGGAGCAGCUGAUUUGGGGGUAACAUGGACAUUGUUCUCUCUGUUAUUCAACUUUUCUGUCACCAACGGACAAAAUCCGCCGAACUACAACCUUUUCCAAGGAGCUGCGUACCAGGGAGCGAGACACCGACAGUCACAGAGGAAUAGGAACUGGUGUGCAUAUGUGGUCCAUAAGAACGUGAGCUGUACCGUCCAGGGGAAUGUGGAGAGCUUUGUGGAGCCUGAGGUGGCACCGUGCCCAAACCAUGACCCAGACUGUGAGCAACAAGUGAUGUAUCGGACGCGGUUCCGGCCGGCCUAUAAGAUCGCCUAUAAGACGGUGACAGACCUGGAGUGGAGGUGUUGCCCUAGUUACCAGGGACCAGACUGCUCUGAGCUGAAGGCUGCUCCUAACAGACAGACAGUACCAGCCGGGUCACAGCCACCCCAAACCCAGUACCCUAACAGACAGACAGUGCCAGCAGGGUCACAGCCUCACCAGAACCAUAACUCAGAGGAAGCACCACACUACCCUCAGACCAGAUCCAUCCCUGGACAGACCAGACACCCACAGAGGCCAGAGAGGAGGGAGACUGGGGUGUAUGAGGGGAGGCAUGGAGGAGCAGAAAAAGACAGGGUGCGUCUCCUGGAGGGGGAGGUGCAGCGCCUCUCCCAAACAGUGGGGGCACUGCAGGCUGCGAUAACUGGGCUGAGCUCCACUCUGAGAUCUGACCUUCAGGAGGACACCUCCAAGAUGCUGGUCACCCUGCUCAACAACCUCCGCGCUGUGACCCCUGACAGUGUCCACGCCCCCGACAUAGAGCAGGCCGCAGUACCACCAGACAACCACCAGGGGUCAGUGAUCGACGGGCACCAGGCCACCAGGGGACCAGUCCAGGGGGACAGGGGGCUAGAAAAGGUCCUGGCCAGGUUGGAUGAUGUCAACACCUCUCUGAAGAGUAAAGAGGAGGCUCUGGAGGAGCUGAGAGGUACCGUGACCUCACACAGCGGUCAUAUUCGCCUGCUGCUUGAUGCCUCUCAGACACAGCAAGACCCUGACCCUAACCCUGUUGGGGGUGGGGCCCCUGCUGACCUGGAGGAGGUACUAGACAAAUACAUGGACAGGCAGCUGGGCUUCCUGAGGAAGAACAUGGAGGACAGCAUGGAGAGAACGAUAGAGGAGAGGAUAGGGAAGGAGGUGGAGAAGCUGCAGAAAUUCUGUGAUGGAAGGAUCCAGCUGAUGGAGAGGAGGUGUGAGGAGGAGCGGGAGAGAGGACUGCUCAGUUUGACUGAGAUGGUGGACAAGGAGGAGCAGCUAAAGCAGGAGAUCAGGGAGUUGAGACUGGACAUCACUGCCUCCGACCAGCCCGGCCGGUCACUCAGACAGACUGACCCCAAACCUAAUGUUAGACAGACUGACACUAAACCUAAUGUUAGACAGACUGAUUCCAAACCCAGCCUUAGCCAAACUGCCCCUGCCAGACAGACCGACCUGGCUAGACAGGAUAACCAGCCACCAGGUAUCCUACCAGCUGUCCAGCGUGGUGACCUAUCUGAUCUGUGGAGGGAGCUGGAGCGUGUGGCGGAGGCCCAUCGUAUCCUGAAUGCCCGCAUGGACAAUGAGCUGCAGUACCUGUCCUCUCCACGGGGGGAGCUAGAGGGGGAGGGGUUAGGACUAGAGGGAGAGGUGGGGUCUCGGCUGGAGGAGUUAGAGGCGCGUCUGAAUGUGACAGAGCAGAACGCGGAGGUCCACUGUUUCUACGUGGAGGAGAAGCUGACCCGGGCACUAGCCGAGCAAGGGGCGGAGCUACGACAGCUGCUGGAGGAACGAGUAAACGUACUGGAAGACCAGUUUACUACCAUGCUGGUCGAGAUGAACAACGAGUCAUAUCCUGUUGGAGGAGGAGGGAGCGUGGACCUUCAGGCUGAGUUGAACAACAACAAGUUUCUUCUGCAGGGUCUCAAUGACAAGGUGACCGCUGUGGCUGAGCUCUGUGCUCACGGCUGUGGUGGAGGACCUAACACCGGAGGGUUUCCCAACACCAACCCUGGAGCUUCCUCCCACCCUGUAGUUCUGGACAGUGUGGUGAAGGACCUGAAGCUCUGUCGUAACGACCUGGAUAUCCUCCACACGGAUGUGACGUCCAACUCUGACAAACUGAGAGAGCUGGAGGAGAUUAUAGACAGGCAAAUGGUGGGGCAGAAGCGGAGCGUUAAGGAGCUGGAGGACCUCCAGAGGGGGAUGGUGAUCCUGCAGGACAACGUAGGGGGUCUGGGUGGGGCAGUGACAGGGCUGGGGGACUCUCUGAGCAGGUACACCCAGGACCUCACCAGGAUUAACACCACCUACAACACCUGCUGCCAGGUUGGGGCAGGGGCCAAAGCAGGGGCCAGGCCAGGGGAAGGGUUAGGUGGGUUUGGUGCCACUACUAUCGGUCCAGGCAGGAUCCAGAGUGCGUCUGAGGUAACGGUCCCCAGAGGAGAGGUGGAGGGAAGCAGCAGCAGCCAGGUGGAGGAGCUGAGAACCAAACUGGACAGCCUCACUAACCAGGUGCAGACAGAACUUCAGCGUUGCUCUGGUGUGUCUGGGGUGGAGGGGCGUGUCCAGCGCCUGGAGAAAGUGUGUGUUCAGCUGGACGGGGUGUCGGCCAGGGUGCGGGGAGUGAAGGAGGGGUUGGAGAAGCACGUCGCUGGGCUGUGGCACCACGUCAGCCGGGUCAACACCAUGCUGGAAAGACAGGCUGCUGACAUCACCACCCUAGAGACCUCCCUAAAGACACUACAGACCAGGAGCACUGACACUAACGCCAGGGAGACAGAUGAAGCUGUGAGACCUGGUUCUGUCCCAGAUCAGACCAGACCCAGGGUUAACCAGAUCCACAUUCCCCACAGGACCCCCCUUGACUCGUCCCCCCAGACCCCCAGGCAACCCUACAACCCCAGACAGCCAGCCAGUCCACACCAGCCUGCCAACCCUCUACAGCCCAACACCCACCACCAUCCGAACCAACCAACUCUGUACCUGGUGCCACAUAAGCCUAAUCAGCCAGGCCAGCCCACUGUCAUCCUCGUUUGUCCCCAUCCUAACCAACCAUCCAACCCUAACCAACCCUUCUCCCUAACGAUGGUCCCUGUUUCCCCGCCAGCCCAGCCUCCUCUAACCCUCCCAGUCAGCCGUUUCUAUCUCUGCCUCGGGUCCUGGAGGUGGGAGAGGCUGGUCCACCAGGCUACAUGA
This is a messenger RNA of Oncorhynchus keta (chum salmon), 3401 nucleotides long. RefSeq names its product EMILIN-2-like. The transcript is spliced from 7 exons. The record is from RefSeq and is a predicted model, not a curated record. Lineage: Eukaryota; Metazoa; Chordata; Actinopteri; Salmoniformes; Salmonidae. Gene Ontology annotation, molecular function: protein binding. Bases 180 to 3401 code for a protein of 1073 amino acids.